This is a messenger RNA of Larimichthys crocea (large yellow croaker), 2285 nucleotides long. RefSeq names its product transmembrane inner ear (gene tmie). The coding region runs from base 339 to 1037 and encodes 232 amino acids. The record is from RefSeq and is a predicted model, not a curated record. Lineage: Eukaryota; Metazoa; Chordata; Actinopteri; Sciaenidae. The transcript is spliced from 4 exons. Gene Ontology annotation, biological process: inner ear morphogenesis; sensory perception of sound.
CUUUCCCCAGCAGGAUGAGCUGCCUGUAAACCACACCAGGUCUAUUAAUUAAUUAAUGUUCCCUAACAGCAGUGUUGGCUCCCUCCAUUGUAGUGGAGCAGUUUUGAGCUGCAUGUAGUAGUGAGUGCAGUGUUUUGGGAGAAGGGCAAAAGAUAGAGGAUAAAAGCCGCAGACAAAUGUGGAUGGGAGGAAAACGUUAGCAUCAUAGUGACCAUUAAUCACCCAGGGCCAUUGUGGUCCUGUCCUGUAUACGGUGCCAGUGCAGGCAGGCAGGCAGAGAGAAAGAAGAAGAGAGGAGGAGGCAGAGAGGUGGCUGCAGGGAGAAAGAGGGGGAGAGUAUGGCUGGGGAUCAGCCUGUAUGUCCAGCUCAGCUCCUACUGCUGGGCUGGGGAGCAGUCCUCUUGUCUCAGUGCUUGUCCUCGGUGUUCUCCCAGAUCCCGGAUCCUGAGCUUUUACCCACAGAUCCCCCACCGAAGCCGGACCCCCUUACCUCAGAGACUGUUGUUUUCUGGGGGCUACGAUUAUGGCAGGUCAUGGCCAUCUUUGCGGUGUUUGGUUUAGCGGUUGUUAUCACUCUAUGUUGUAUAUUCAAAUGUCGAAUCCCGAGAACCAGAAAGGAAAUAGAGGCACGGAGCCAGCAAAGACAGGCCGCCAAGAAAUACGCCAACACAUUAGAGACAGUGCCACCUCUGAACGAGCUGACUGAAAUCCCUGGAUCUGCAAAACCAGAAGAAAAAACGGAGGAGGUGACAACAGUCUCGGGGAAAGUGGACGGUGAGAAAGCAGAGAAGAAGAGCAAAGAGAAGAAAGAGGGCAAGAAGGGUGCCAAAGAAGAAAAGGAAGAUGAAAAAGAAGCACCACCAAAGAAGAAGGGUGAAAAAGGUGAAAAAGGUGAAAAGGGUGACAAGGCAUCCAAGAAAGAAGGUGGUGAAGGAAAAGGCAAGAAAUCUGGAGAGAAAGGAGACAAAGGGGAAAAGGGGGAAAAAGGGGAAAAAGGAGGCAAAGGAGGGGCUAAAGGGGGAGCCAAAAAGAAGUGAACUCUGCCCUCCAUGGACAAACACUGUCAAAGAUCAUUUAAUAUUUUUCACUGCAAAGAUUUUUUUUAAAUGAAAUGUAUCAUAAAAUAAACAAAAAAUACAUCAAUAAAUGAGCUGUCUGUCUACUUCAGAAUCAUGAACGUAGCAAGAACAUCAGAGUACAGUAAAAUCAUACAUUUAUUGUCUUAUUCACAAUUCACUGAUGAACAUUAGAGACCAGAAAACAUCAUCCUAUUUAUUCCAAGUUUACACUGAUAUCUACAACGUGCCUACAUCACUACAGGGUGAUGAGAAGGUGAGAUGGGUCUUUAGCAAACACUGCCUACAUACUAUAUCUAAAGCAUGAAGACCAAUGUCGACUCCACUGAGUACAUUUCGGCACGAGAUAAAUAAAAAACAAUGAAACACAUUUUAUACUUCCAUGAGAGGUAUUUGAAAACAAUGAAAUACAACAUUAGCUCUAUGAUUAUUGGGCGUACUGUACACUUGAUUCCAAAACACAAUCAUCUUACAUGAUACAAUCAGAACAAAAUACUGUAUUAUAGCGUAUUAAAGUGCUCAAAUAUAAUUUUCCAAGUAUUUUUUUUUUUAUUUUUAUAAAAGAUUUUCAUGCUGUGAUACCAACCGCCUUAAUAAUGUCUGGAUUACACAACAGGAACAGCAUGUUUACUUGCCCAGUGGCAAUUAGUGGAAAGCCAGAUUGAAUAUGAAGAGCAACCACCUCAAAUACAUUUUUAAAUAUUGUACAAACUACAAGUGUACUCAUGAACAAAUUCAUAAUUAAGUCUUCAGAGAAUGGCAAGAAAUGCAAUAAAUACCAACUAAAAGAGUUCAAUCUGAAAAAUUAUUAAGAUACUGUAUUAUCAAGUGACAAAGGUUUCCCUCAAUGUGACCAACAGCCACCUGAAAUGAAUGCUGUAGUUAUUCCACUAAACCUCAAGUUGCAGUUAUGACUGAACGCCAUGGAAAUGUUCAAGUUUGGUCCAAUUUCAAUCCAUCUCAGAAGUGAAUGGUUCAAAAUGCACAGGUGUCUCAUAGGUGGAAGUUGUCUGGCUCAAAUAAGUAAUGUUAAAUAAUUAUUGCAAGGUUGAAGUUUUUUGCCAUGCCAAGACCAAAAACAUCAAUGUGUUAGUAAAUCUCUCAGUAAUUUCCAUCCUCCUCCUACCCUAAAACCAUUUUCUAAAUCUUUUAAACGUGAGAUACAGAUAUUUCAUUUCAUGUCUUAAAAAAAGGGUUAUCAUUUCUAAA